Messenger RNA from Ricinus communis (castor bean), 2549 nucleotides. RefSeq names its product la-related protein 1C. Lineage: Eukaryota; Viridiplantae; Streptophyta; Magnoliopsida; Malpighiales; Euphorbiaceae. The coding region runs from base 430 to 2025 and encodes 531 amino acids. Gene Ontology annotation, molecular function: RNA binding. The transcript is spliced from 6 exons. The record is from RefSeq and is a predicted model, not a curated record.
AGAAAAACUAGACAAAAAGGAUAUAUCCGUCAUUUUACAACAAGUCAUACAACAUAACAUGCCAAAUUCUUGCAUCUUCCUACUACUCUCCGCAAAACAAAGGCCAAAAAGCAAAACGGAGAGAGAGGAAUUAGAAAAAAGAAAAAACAAAAACUAUUAAGAGGGAGAAGAAGGAGAGUGACGGUGUUAUAAUGACUGAGGGUUUCAUGAUACAGAUCGGUCUAUGAAUCUGUUUAUUAGUUUCAUACAUUUCUCAAAAUUAACACGUCUAAUCUAAUCUCCGUUUUUGGUUGAUUAAUUAAAUUUUUUAAUUAAUUAACCAACCUUAAUAUUUUAUUUUUAUUUUUUCUGUUUGAUAGUUUAUAUUUUAAUACUGAUCAAAAUUCAUCCUUUAUCACUGAAACCCUAAUUCUGUUGCAUUAUUUGUAUAUGGCGAUGACGGCUGAUUCGUCGCAGAAUCAACAACCUGCUGCUGCUGAUAUUAUCAACAGUCCUCAAAAGAGAAAAAACUUUCCCUCAGCUUGGGCUCAGGUGGUUCGAGGAGCCGAGCCGGUCUUGAUACCUCCUCUUCAACACCUAGCUCCGCCGCUGCUGCAGGAGCAAUUUCCUUUUCCUGAUUGCUCCUCACCUGCUAAGGCGUCCUCUCCGCCGCCGCAGCAGCAGACGGAAAAUUCAGAGAGUACGGAAAGUAAUAAUGGAAAUGCGGGGACGCCGAAGAAGCCGGCUUGGAGAAAGCCGUCGCCCAAUGGCUUAGCGGCUGAGGUUGUUGUUAGUCCUGUGAUGGGAGCUGUUUCUUGGCCUGCUUUAUCUGAAUCUACUAAUAAAGCUUCUCCCAAAUCAUCACCACCACCGCCUGAUGGAUCAUCGUCAAUGCCUGCUGUUCCUCAGGGACCUGUCAUAUCUCAGAAGCAAGCUCCCACUAAUGCCAAAUCUAAUUCAACAUCAAAUCAUGUGAUGCCAGCUAGACAAAGGCCUAUGAAGCGUGCUGGUGGUGGCGGCGGUGGUAGCUCUGGAGGUGGACAUUCUCAAAGCACUUUUACUCAUGUUCCACAACCACCACCGUCACCACCACCUUAUCCCAUAUUUGCAAUGCCUCCCAAUGGUUAUGCGAAUCUGGUUCCUGUAGUGCCAGAUCAAUCUCCAAGGGGCAACAGCUGGGAACCUAGACCAGUUGUUGGGGCGUUUGUGCCUCCAUUACCUGUGGUAAAUGAUCACAGACAUUCUUCUCGAAGAGGCAACUUUGGACCGCGUGGAGAUGGGUCCUACAAUAAUAAUUUUGGGGGUAGGCGUGAUCAGGACCGUGGACAUUAUGGGAAUGGCAGAGAUGUUCCUGCUCAGCCUCAGAGAUCCCCAAGGGGCUUUGUUAGUCCUCCACCACAAAAUACUGCUCCAUUUGUUCCAUCUCAGACUGUGAGACCCUUUGCUAAUCCCAUGGGUUUUCCUGAUUUGGUGUAUAUUCCUGCAUUGCCAUUGGAGCCAUAUAGGGGGGUGCCUUUCAUCGCACAUCCACCAUCUCCAGUGAUGAUGCCUGUUUCUGAACCUCCUUUGCCUGAUAUUUUAGUCCGUCAGAUAGAAUAUUAUUUCAGUGAUGGUAAUUUAGUUAAAGAUGAUUUUUUGAAGUCAAACAUGGAUGACCAGGGCUGGGUUCCUAUUACUUUAAUAGCAAGCUUUAAUCGAGUUAGGAAAAUGACUAAUGACAUCCAUUUAGUUUUGGAUUCCUUGAGGACUUCAACUUUUCUAGAAGUACAGGAUGACAAAGUGAGAAGACGUAAUGAUUGGACGCAAUGGAUACCUAAUUCUAGUAGGCUUCCUACUGAUUCAAGCCAGCAAACAUUGAGUGCAUCGAAUCACAAUUUGCUGACUACUUUUCAAACGAUGACAGUGGAGGAAGUCGCUGCCAACCAAAAUAGCACGGCAGUUUCAUCAUCCUCUAACUCUGAGGAUGCUGCAGUGAAUUCAUCUGGGUUGACAGCUGAGUCACUGAUCCCUCAAGGGGAAGGUUUUGAGGAUGCAAGUUCAAGCUGAAACACGUUUUAUUUAAGCAACAUAUCCUCUUGGGAUGUUGUAUUGUUUCAUAACAAGGGAGAUGAAUGCUGCUACAGAAGGUCAGGGAGACUUUUAUUUUUAGCGGUGCCUGGUUUUGACAGAUUUUGCUGAAGGGCAUGGAGGUAAUCAAAUAAGAAAAUAUAUAGGUAUUUAAAUCAGGGAAAGAAACGAAAGAGAAAAAAAAAAAAGAACAUAUAGGUCGUUAAGUGGGAAGAAUUUUGGUUCUUGUAUAGCUUGGUUCUGGUGUGGAUGAUAAUCAUCUCUUCUUCUUCUACUACUUCUAUUUCUACUUCUUCUUCAUUUCCUGGUGGCAUUUGAAAAAAUGGUUUUCUCAGCAUUGCAAAAUUUGUGAGUUGAUUCUCCUAAGGCAAGCAAUGUAUUACCAUAAAACUCGUAUUUCGAUAAAGGGGUUUGAGUUGUAAUCCAUUUCUGUGCAUAGUUGCUGGAAAUGGUUGCACUGAUGAUUCUCUCUUUUCUACAUAUGCUUUCUAUGCUUUGCGACU